This is a messenger RNA of Pediculus humanus corporis (human body louse), 639 nucleotides long. Its product is annotated as unc-13, putative. Gene Ontology annotation, molecular function: calmodulin binding; syntaxin-1 binding; diacylglycerol binding. Lineage: Eukaryota; Metazoa; Arthropoda; Insecta; Psocodea; Pediculidae. Gene Ontology annotation, cellular component: terminal bouton; plasma membrane; neuromuscular junction. The coding region runs from base 1 to 639 and encodes 212 amino acids. The record is from RefSeq and is a predicted model, not a curated record. Gene Ontology annotation, biological process: dense core granule priming; synaptic transmission, glutamatergic; presynaptic dense core vesicle exocytosis. The transcript has 2 exons.
AUGAUUCUUAAGAAUUUAACAGACAAUGCUAAAAACUUGGCAGCCAAUGCAAAAAUAGAAGACAUGUCGAAAUUGUUUAGGAAUCACAUGGCAGGAAAACAAGAUGUUAAAAAUGCAUUAAGCGGCGUUAUGGAUAUAUCGAAAGAAGUAGAAAGGAAUUUGACACCGAAACAGUGUGCCGUUUUAGACGUGGCACUAGACACGAUAAAACAAUAUUUCCACGCCGGCGGAAACGGUUUGAAAAAGACAUUUUUGGAAAAAUCACCGGAAUUGCAAAGUUUGAGAUAUGCCUUGUCUUUAUACACUCAAACGACUGACGCCCUGAUAAAAACGUUCGUCACGACGCAAUUGAACGAAGGUAUGUGUUGCACCUUUAUUAUGCCACGUGAACCCUCGCCCCCCCCUUUUUUUUUGUGUUUUUAUUCUCGCGCGUUUUAUUUACCCCCACUUCCGGUUCUUUUCUUUUUCUUACUUUUGCCGUCAUCACUAUUAUUAUUAUUAUUAUUUCUUUUGGGAGUUUUAGAAAAAAAAAAAAAAUUAUCGAUAAAAUGCUUUUUCGAGAUAUCGAUCGAUAUUUCCCGUAUGAAUAUGAAUCGAUGGCCGGAGAUAUCGAUCAUGCGUGUUUCCUUUUCGCGGUAA